CGAGGAGAUAGCCAAUCAAACGGCCACUUCUUACGAAGUUWCUCWAMUGUAAUAAAGUUCCCGGAUGCUCCACGUCACUCGGGCUUGGAACUUGAAUCAAAAUGGCGGAUGUCAAUGACGAGAGAAGUGCAGAUAUAAGAGAAACAGAUCUUAAUGGCGACGUUAUUCCAGGAGCAAUAGGUACRAGCGCUACUUCGAGRCUUACUUUUGACGAUGACGAURCAGGAAAGUUUCCUCAAAUGGAAGAAAUGCUAAAAGUUGCGACGGACUUGCAAGGCGGAGCGAAUGUUGAUGAUCACCGUGUCACCGGUCAAUCUCCGAGACUUGAAUUUGAAGAAGCAGGUCCAACACAACAGACAUGGCAGCCACCGCCUAGCUACCACGACCCUGAAACUACCGGCAUGAAUCCACAAGGUCACCAWAGUAUGUCUGGCCCUAUAGUUCAUGCUUCAGGAGGUCAAAAGCUUGAAACACUAAAGAAAUGGAGUAUAUCAACRUAUAAGURCACAAGGCAGUACUUGUCUGAGAGACUUGGAAAAGGUUCAAAGACAGUAGACAAGGAACUGGAAGCACAAGUUAUACUUCUCCGUGAAACACAAGUGAAAUAUGCUCAAAUGUUACGGCUUUCAAAGCAGAUGACCCACCAAUUUCAAGCUAUGCUUAAUACGCAGAAAUCUCUCGGUGACAUGUUUACUGAUUUAGGGAUGAAGUCACCAGAACUGCAAGAUGAGUUCAGUUACAAUUCUGAAACCCAAAAGUCUUUAUUCAGAAAUGGGGAGAUAUUACUUGGUGCUUUACAAUUUUUCAAUUCAAACUUGGAAACAUUAGUUCAUAAGACUAUGGAGGACUCAGUGAUGACAGUAAAGCAAUAUGAGUCAGCUAGAAUAGAAUAUGAUGCAUACAGAUCRGAUCUUGAGUCUGCACAGGCCCUUCCUCGUACUCCUGCCACGGCACCCAGGGUKGAUGAGACCAAAAACCAGUAUGACCAGCAAAAGGUCAAGUUUGACAAAUUGAGAGGGGAUUUGGCUAUUAAACUUAGAUUUCUUGAGGAAAAUAAGGUGAAAGUCAUGCACAAACAACUUCUACUGUUUAACAAUGCCAUCACAGCAUAUUUCUCUGGAAACAAGCAAGCAUUAGAGGCCUGUGUUAAGGAGUUUCACAUCAAAAUGAAAGCAAAAGAGUCAGAACAUUCUUCUUUUUUAGAGCGUUGAUUUGGUUCUUAGAAUAGGAUCUUUUACARAAUAUUGACUGGACUGUAAUGAGUAAUUUUACUAAAGUGGGAAAUUAUCUUGAAAUUUUAAUAAUUCAAUGAUUUUAAAAGGCAAUAAACUAGCAGUAUAAAUCCUACAGAGAACUUUUUUGCAGUUUUUCAACUAUCUGUUCUACAGAAAGAAUUAUUAGAAAUCUCAAAUAAUUUACAUGUAUAAUGUAUUUGUAACUUGAGAAAAAAAUCUUUUGGAUCUAUUCAAUAAUAUUGCUCUUACACAGGUACUAAAGCAGUAUUUUAGUUUGUCACAACAUUGAGAUGUAAAAUAUUCAAAUAUGAAGUAUAAUGUUGUACAGUGGUGGGAAUGAUGUAAUGUUCCUCAAGCAUCCAAUUUUCAUGUAUGUACCUGAUAACAGUGUGAGAAAUAAGGGACAUGUUUUUUACUGUAUUAGAUUUUCGUAUGUUGGAAGUGAUGAAGAUUUCUAUCAACAUUUGGCAUACAUCAAAAGUAAUGAUAAUUCUAUUAGGGUUAGCACCAGCAAUUGUAUAAAUAAUACAACUGUACUUUGUAAAUUGCUGUUACUAUAUUAAGUGAUGYUAAACAUGACCAUGACUUGAAUAAAGCUGAAAAAUUGUUAUUAAA
Exaiptasia diaphana is the source of this 1850-nucleotide messenger RNA. Its product is annotated as arfaptin-2. Gene Ontology annotation, biological process: regulation of Arp2/3 complex-mediated actin nucleation; intracellular protein transport. NCBI's taxonomy places the organism in Eukaryota, Metazoa, Cnidaria, Anthozoa, Actiniaria, Aiptasiidae. Gene Ontology annotation, molecular function: phospholipid binding; protein domain specific binding. Gene Ontology annotation, cellular component: trans-Golgi network membrane. The record is from RefSeq and is a predicted model, not a curated record.